CAUAAAAGACUAGGGGCCAGUGUGAAAGGGGUGUAGUCAGGCCCAGCACUGGAGUUUCAGUUUGGACAGGGAGUCAAGUGGACGCCCAGGGCAAACUGGAGAGGCCUCUGGCCACUGGCCUCUCGUUUGCUUUCCAUGACAAUGGACAGUCUCCAGCUCUGCCUGCUCCUCUUGGUCUUAGGCCUCUCCUCUUCAGAGGUGAGCACAACUCCCGUGCUUGACUCCCGGCCCCAGAUCCCCUGCUCGCUGGACGGAGUGGAGAUCAAAGGCGGCUCCUUCCGACUCCUCCAAGACGGCCAGGCUCUGGAGUACCUCUGUCCCUCCGGCUUCUACCCAUACCCUGUGCAGACCCGAACCUGCAGAUCCACGGGCUCCUGGAGCGCCCUGCAGACCCGAGACCAAAAGAUUGUCAAGAAGGCGGAAUGCAGAGCAAUCCGCUGCCCACGGCCACAGGAAUUUGAAAAUGGGGAGUAUUGGCCCCGGUCGCCCUACUACAACCUGAGUGACCAGAUUUCCUUUCAAUGCUACGACGGUUACACUCUCCGGGGCUCCGCUAACCGCACCUGCCAGGCGAAUGGCCGGUGGGACGGGCAGACAGCGAUCUGUGAUGACGGAGCGGGAUACUGUCCCAACCCGGGGAUUCCCAUUGGCACAAGGAAGGUGGGCAGCCAGUAUCGCCUGGAAGACACAGUUACCUACCACUGCAGCCGGGGGCUUGUCCUGCGUGGCUCCCAGCAGCGAAGAUGCCAGGAAGGUGGCUCGUGGAGCGGGACUGAGCCUUCCUGCCAAGAUUCCUUCAUGUACGACACCCCUGAGGAGGUGGCGGAGGCAUUCUUGUCCUCUCUGACGGAGACCAUAGAAGGAGUGGAUGCUGAGGACGGCCACAGCCCAGGGGAACAACAGAAGAGGAAGAUCGUCCUGGACCCCUCGGGCUCCAUGAACAUCUACCUGGUGCUGGACGGAUCAGACAGCAUUGGAGCCAGCAACUUCACAGGGGCCAAGCGCUGUCUCGCUAACUUGAUUGAGAAGGUGGCGAGUUACGGGGUGAGGCCCAGAUAUGGUCUCGUGACAUAUGCCACAGUCCCCAAAGUCUUGGUCAGAGUGUCUGAUGAAAAGAGCAGUGAUGCCGACUGGGUCACGGAGCAGCUCAACCAGAUCAGUUAUGAAGACCACAAGCUCAAGUCAGGGACCAACACCAAGAAGGCUCUCCAGGCCGUGUACAGCAUGAUGAGCUGGGCGGAGGACACCCCGCCGGAGGGCUGGAACCGAACCCGCCACGUCAUCAUCAUCAUGACGGAUGGCUUGUACAACAUGGGCGGAGACCCUGUCGCUGUCAUCGAGGACAUCCGAGACCUGCUGUACAUCGGCAGGGACCGCAAAAACCCACGGGAGGACUAUCUGGACGUGUACGUGUUUGGGGUCGGGCCGCUGGUGGACCCCGUGAACAUCAACGCCUUGGCUUCCAAAAAGGACAACGAGCGCCAUGUGUUCAAGGUCAAGGACAUGGAGAACCUGGAGGAUGUCUUCUUCCAAAUGAUUGAUGAAUCCAAGUCUCUGGGGCUCUGCGGCAUGGUGUGGGGGCACACGGACGGCACCGAUUAUCACAAGCAACCAUGGCAGGCCAAGAUCUCGGUCACUCGCCCUCUGAAAGGACACGAGAACUGCAUGGGGGCCGUGGUGUCUGAGUACUUUGUGCUGACAGCAGCACACUGCUUCACGGUGGACGAUCAGAAGCAUUCCAUCAAGGUCAGCAUGGGAGGGAAGAGGCGGGACCUGGAGAUUGAAGAGGUCCUAUUUCACCCCAACUACAACAUCAAUGGGAAGACGGCAGAAGGGGUCCCCGAGUUCUAUGACUACGAUGUGGCCCUCGUCAAGCUAAAGACCAAGCUCAAGUAUGACCAGACCCUGAGGCCCAUCUGUCUCCCCUGCACGGAGGGAACCACCCGAGCCCUGCGGCUUCCUCUGACAGCCACCUGCAAGCAGCACAAGGAACAGCUGCUCCCGGUGAAGGACAUCAAAGCCCUGUUUGUAUCUGAGGAGGGGAAGAGGCUGACUCGGAAGGAGGUGUACAUCAAGAACGGGGACAAGAAAGGUAGCUGUGAGAGAGAUGCUCUCCGGGCCCCCGGCUAUGACAAGGUCAAGGACGUCUCCCAGGUGGUCACCCCCAGAUUCCUCUGCACGGGAGGGGUGGAUCCCUAUGCUGACCCCAACACAUGCAAAGGAGAUUCUGGAGGUCCUCUCAUCAUCCACAAGAGGAGCCGCUUCAUUCAAGUUGGUGUGAUCAGCUGGGGAGUGGUGGAUGUCUGCAAAGACAAGAGGCGGAAACAGCUGGCGCCCGCCUAUGCCCGCGACUUCCACGUCAACCUUUUCCAGGUGCUGCCCUGGCUCAAGGAGAAACUCAAAGAUGAGGAUUUGGGUUUCCUCUAAGGGCCCUCCUGCUGGGAGGGGGUGAGGAUCAAAAUAAAGCAGCAGCUGUAAGAAA
Meriones unguiculatus (Mongolian gerbil) is the source of this 2482-nucleotide messenger RNA. RefSeq names its product complement factor B (gene Cfb). Gene Ontology annotation, cellular component: extracellular region. Bases 136 to 2427 code for a protein of 763 amino acids. Lineage: Eukaryota; Metazoa; Chordata; Mammalia; Rodentia; Muridae. The transcript is spliced from 18 exons. Gene Ontology annotation, biological process: complement activation; proteolysis. Gene Ontology annotation, molecular function: serine-type endopeptidase activity. The record is from RefSeq and is a predicted model, not a curated record.